Molecule: messenger RNA, 1584 nt
Organism: Haemonchus placei
Lineage: Eukaryota; Metazoa; Nematoda; Chromadorea; Rhabditida; Trichostrongylidae
Source: the annotation of a GenBank genome assembly
AUGAGUGAGGCAGAUGUCCAAGUUCUGCAAAGUGAAAUCAAAGCAAUGGGGGAUGAAAUUAGGUCUCUGAAAGCAGAGAAGGCUGAUGCCGCAUUGAUAAAAGAAAAGAUAGCAGCUAUGCUCGAGAAGAAGAAAUUGCUAGGUGACGGUCAAUUGGAUCAAGGAAAACAUAUUUUGAAAACAGCUAAAGGAACUCGAGACUACGGACCAAAAUCAAUGGCUGUUCGAGAAUCAGUGCUCAAGAUCGUAACUGAUGCAUUUAAAAGACAUGGAGCGGAAACGAUUGAUACACCAGUUUUUGAGCUCAGAGAAGUGCUCAUGGGUAAAUAUGGUGAGGAAGGAGGAAAACUUGUUUAUGACCUUCAAGAUCAAGGAGGUGAACUGCUCUCGUUGCGAUAUGAUUUAACGGUGCCGUUUGCUCGUUAUCUUGCUAUGAAUAAAAUUACCAACAUAAAGCGGUAUCACAUUGCAAAGGUGUACCGUAGAGAUCAGCCAGUGAUGACGAGGGGACGUUACAGAGAGUUCUACCAAUGUGAUUUUGACAUUGCGGGUCAGUACGAUUUGAUGAUUCCUGAAGCAGAAUGCUUGAAAAUUGUAGACGAGGUUCUAUCAAAACUAGAGAUCGGUGAAUUUAACAUUAAGUUGAACCACCGCUUCAUUCUCGAGGGUAUGUUUGCCGCUUGUGGAGCUGGUGCCGAUCAGUUCAAAACCGUUUGUUCAUCUGUGGACAAGCUCGAUAAGCUGCCGUGGGUUGAGGUAGAGGAGGAGCUCAUAAAGGACAAAGGUUUGACGAAAGAGAAUACCGAAAAGUUGGGCCAAUUCGUCAGGCUGAGAGAAUUCAAUCCUUCCAUGGGUAAUGUGGAGCUUCUGGACAAACUGAUGGAGUUUGAGGAUCUUGCAAAAAAUGCACGAUUCAAGAAAGGUGUACUGGUGAAUUACUGCUCACUCUUUGGCGUUAGCACUGUGAGGUUUGAUCCUUCGCUAGCCCGGGGACUGGAUUAUUAUACAGGAGCUAUUUACGAGGCUGUUGUUCCAAAGGCGUUAGAAGGUGUAAGUCUUGAAGCUAAUGGUGAGGAGCAAAAGGGUCUUCCGGUGGGCGUCGGAUCCGUUGCAGCCGGUGGAAGAUAUGACGAGUUAGUUGGCAACUUCAUGGCACCUAGUGGGACAAAGGGGAAAGAAAAACGCCAAGAUGUGCCUUGUGUCGGCGUUUCUUUUGGUAUUGAACGAUUGUUCGCCAUUAUGGAAGCAAAAAUGCAGAUUGAACAGCUGCAAGUGCGAACUACUGAAACUGAAAUUUACAUCGCAUCUGCUCAAAAGAAUCUUUUGCAAGAACGUAUGAAGCUCUGUAAGAUUUUAUGGGACGAAGGAUUCAAGGUUGAGCUAGCCUAUAAAGCCAACCCGAAACUGCUCACUCAACUGCAAUACUGUGAGGACAGGUUAGUCCCACUGGUACUGAUAGUGGGAGAGCGCGAGCUUCAAGAUGGUGUAGUGAAGCUUCGUAAUGUCAAAACAAGGGUGGAGCAGGAUGUGCCUGUAAAUGAACUGGUUCCAACUCUACGAUCUACUCUUUCGUCGUUGAAGUGA